Molecule: messenger RNA, 10368 nt
Organism: Elaeis guineensis (African oil palm)
Lineage: Eukaryota; Viridiplantae; Streptophyta; Magnoliopsida; Arecales; Arecaceae
Source: RefSeq, a predicted model, not a curated record
CCAACGUAGCUCGCCUCCGGAGAGAGCGCGACUCGGGGGAGGGCUAGGAUUUCCAUGAGGUCGCCAAUAAUGGAAUCUGGGUCUCUCCGGUAAACGAGCCAUCCCCUUUUUCCCCUCAUCUCGUCACCGAUCCGGCAAAUACCCACCUCCUUCAAUUAAUCUCACGGGAACAUUCGCUCAUGCCUCCGUGGGAUGGGGGUUAGGGUUUCGUUCGCCUCCGAUUCCACUGCGUCUCCUUUUCCCCCUUGAGCGAAUCCAAGAGAAAGAGAUCCAGCCUCUAGUGCUGUGAGUUCUUCAUGAGAUGGCUUCUUCUCAGCAUGUUGAAGUGGAGGCAGCCAAACUUUUGCAUAAACUUAUUCAAGAAUCAAAGGACGAGCCUGCUAAAUUAGCAACAAAGCUCUAUGUGAUAUGCCAACAUAUGAAAUUAAGUGGAAAGGAGCAAUCAUUGCCAUAUCAAGUUAUAUCGAGGGCCAUGGAAACCGUCAUAAGUCAGAACGGUCUUGAUAUUGAUGCUUUGAGAUCUUCUCGAUUUCCAUUUGCUGGUGGCCAUCACACGGGUGAGCUGGGACAUAUGAGAUCAAAGGACAAGGAGACAAUUGAAAAUCAAUUACCUGCAGGUGGAAUUGAUGUGCCUCGUAAAAGCAUGCCUUCUAGCUCAUGGCAAGUUGCAUCAAGUAGUCAAAUGAAGGAAGAAGCUUAUGCUGGUUCUUUUCAAAGUUAUGGUAUGUUGAAAGAUUCUUUGGCAGCUUCAGGUGCAACAGCUAGGCACGAGGUACUUGUUUCAAACAGGCCAACUACGGGAAUAAGUAGGAUGGACAGUGUGGGAGCUGAUCCUCAUCAAGGGUCUGUCUCUCAGAAAAGCAGCAAGUCUUCUGAUCACGAAAGUCCAGCUAGUGUACCAAUGGAGGACACGAGAUCUGCAAACUCCCAGGAAAGGCAUGACACUUUAAAACAAGAUCAAGUGAACAAGAAAGAAGUUAAAAAAUCUGGUGCCAAGCGAAAAAGGGCAGAUUCAAGAGCAGCUGCUGAUGUGCAUUCUGAUAACCCCCAUCGGACAGAUGUUCUUGCUGCUGGACAUAACCCAAGAAGGGGGAAGCAGGUAGAUAAAGGUGGUGUGCAGGGUGCAUUUGCUGUUAAAGUUGGUGAUAAUGAACAAGGAAGUUCUGUUCAGUAUGCUGGUCAACCAGAGCACUUUACAUCAUUAUCUAGCGGUGCUGGACCACUAUACAAAGCCAAAGCUGAAAGUUCCCAGGCUUUCGCUGAGAGGACUAUGGACAGAGUUAAGAAUUCAAGUUCAUUUCCUGUAACUCCUGCUUCAAAACUUCAAGAAGGAGAAGUGUCUUCUGCGCAUAGUGCUCUUGGGCUGCAGAAAGGAGGUCUACUGCCACCUAGAACCAAUACUUUUGGCCCUGCUUAUAUCUGGAACCAGAAUAAAUUCUCACUGUCGUCAGAAAACUCUCACGGUUCUGUUCCUGGUUUUGUGGAAACUUCUCCUGGAGUUAAUAAUGAAGCUACUUAUACUGGAAAUGAAUCAAAAAUCAAUUCAAGUGAGGCAACAAAUGAUGGAUUGAAGCCAGUAAGGUUGCCUGCAAACAAUGCACAUGGUAUGGGGAGACUUAAUGUAGGAACAUCUGGUGCUUUCAGCUCUUUUGCGAUGGCAAAGAUGGGUUUACCUGUGCCAGGACAUUUUUCAGGUUCACCGUUUGAGGGUCAUGAGUUUGCUUCAAAAAUGCACUUACAAAGGAGCUUUGAGGCCUCAGGUUUUCAUUUGUCAGAAAAAGGCAAGGACGUGAUUGCUCUCAAUAGUGGCGUUGAAUUCCCCUCAGGUGUUUCUGCUAAAGCUGCAGCUGAUUCAGAGAUCACGAAAUCUGGCAUCAUGAGAGAUGGAACAUCACGAUUUUCUGAGAGGUUUUCGGAAGCCCAGGGAGGUGGAAUUCAAGAGCGACAGAACAGGGACAAUGUUCAAGUGAAAGCUGAGACAAUUCAACAGGGUAGUCAACAUUUCUUUGUGAAACCAAACUCAGAGGCCAGAUUAUAUGGUGAACCAAGAAAUAAUGCUGAAAUAACUAAUCUAAGAAGUGCAACUCCUAAAGAUGUUGGACCAGGUCUAGUGUCUCAAGCCUCUGCUUCUUCAAACAUGCCUUUUAAGGAGCAGCAAUUGAAACAGCUUAGAGCUCAGUGCCUUGUAUUUCUUGCAUUCAGAAAUAAUUUGAUGCCUAGGAAGCUACAUCUUGAAAUUGCACUUGGGGGGAGCUACUCCAAAGAAGGUGGCAGUGCAGAUGGUACCAACAAAGGCUUGAGUGAUGGCAGGGUGGCAGAUACAUCUUCAAAGGAGCCUGGUAACAGUCAUGAGAGCUCUGUUAUGUCCUGUAGAGCUAAUGAUAUUGUGAAAAUACCACCGGGUACUCCAUCUACUGAAAGCAUAGUGGAGACAGACUCAUCAUCCAAGGAUACAGAAAACACAAAGAAGAAGAGCAAGACAUUCCCUCCAGUUUUUAAACAAAAAACUGAUUCUGAAAUGAGGAUUCAGGAAACUGCAGAAUCAUGUGCAGUGUCAAUCAUGCCACAAGAGCCAGACUCUAUGAUACAUGCUGGAAAAGGUGCCUCUGGCAAUCAUUGUGAUAGGGAGGGUCCAGAGAAUGUGAAUCAACAAGCUGCCUGGACAAACCACAUUACAUCUGUCUUAGGUGGCAAUAAUCCACCUCCCAAGCUUGAGGGGACUGUUGCAACUAGAACCAGUAUUUAUGAUGACCCUUCUAAAGAAUCACUGGCAACUUUGGUGGUUCAUCGAGAAGCUUAUUUUAAUCAAUCUCAUAUCAUCGAUAGCCAUGAUGGUACAGGCAAGUUAUUUAAGCCAGAUUCUCCAAUGCCAGAGUCCAACACACUGGCAGAUAAAUACCAGCCUUCAUCACUAGUAAAAGAGCAGAAUCCACGGAUUAUAGGAAGUAAAGUUGAAAACCUCAAGCACAUGGUGAACCCUUCAAAGGAUGUAAACAUGUUUUUCUCUCAUGUUAGUCCUCCAGAAAAGCUUUCUGCAGCUUCUGAGUCAAUAAUCUCUAAUGGUCUACCUAAUAUUUAUGCUGGAAGUAAUGGGCUGAAUGAACAGAGAGGUUCUGUUAUCCAAAAGCAGUGUGGUUCUGAUGGAUUCAAGACUUUGUCCAUCAAUGAUACGGUAAAACAUGGAAAUCUGGAGAUAUUGCUGGAUAAAUCUGCUGAUCAAGAAGAGGGGAACAAAUCAUCAUCUGAUGAGAUUCCUUCUUCUCCUCCAAAGUACACUACCUCAGAAAAGUGGAGUAUGGAUCACCAGAGAAGGAAACUUGUUGAAGAGCAAAAGUGGGCACUAAAGCAGAGAAAGGCUGACGAAAGAAUCGCAGCAUGUUUUGAUAAGUUAAAGGAAACUGUGAGUUCCUCAGAAGAUAUAUCUGCCAAGACAAAAAGUGUUAUUGAAUUGAAAAAGCUUCAACUUCUCCGGCUUCAACGUCGUUUACGCAGUGAUUUUCUGAAUGAUUUUUUCAAACCAAUCACAUCUGACAUGGACCGUUUAAAAUCAAUCAAGAAACAUAGACAUGGAAGGAGAAUGAAGCAACUUGAAAAAUUUGAACAGAAAAUGAAGGAAGAGCGGCAAAAGCGAAUCCGUGAACGACAGAAAGAAUUCUUUGGCGAAAUAGAAAUCCAUAAAGAGAAACUAGAGGACGGUUUCAAGGUCAAGAGAGAGCGCUGGAAGGGUUUCAACAGAUAUGUGAAAGAGUUUCAUAAAAGGAAGGAACGAAUACAUCGAGAGAAAAUUGACAGGAUCCAGCGUGAGAAGAUUAAUCUACUAAAGAACAAUGAUGUGGAGGGAUACCUGAGGAUGGUUCAGGAUGCAAAAUCAGACCGUGUUAAACAGCUCCUCAAAGAGACAGAGAAGUAUCUUCAGAAGCUGGGUUCAAAGUUACAGGAUGCCAAGGUGAUUGCAAGGCGGUUUGAGAUGGAGAUGGAUGAUGGCCGAGCAGUGAAUUUUGUUGAGAAGAAUGAGGUUUCAGAUGACAAUGAAGAUGAAUGUGACCAGGCUCAGCAUUAUCUGGAAAGCAAUGAAAAAUACUAUAAGUUGGCUCACAGUGUAAAAGAGAUAAUAAAUGAGCAGCCAAUUUCUCUUCAGGGUGGAAAAUUGCGUGAGUAUCAGAUGAAUGGUUUGCGUUGGUUGGUCUCCUUGUACAAUAACCACUUGAAUGGGAUUCUAGCAGAUGAAAUGGGACUUGGAAAAACUGUUCAAGUCAUUGCACUGAUAUGUUAUCUUAUGGAAACAAAAAAUGAUAGGGGCCCAUUUCUUGUGGUAGUACCAUCAUCUGUACUUCCUGGAUGGGAAUCUGAAAUCAGCUUCUGGGCACCUGGUAUAAACAAGAUUGCAUAUUCUGGUCCUCCUGAAGAGAGGCGUAGGUUAUUCAAAGAAAUGAUCAUUCAUCAGAAAUUCAAUGUUCUUCUAACGACUUAUGAAUACCUGAUGAACAAGCAUGAUAGACCAAAGUUAAGCAAAAUUCAUUGGCAUUAUAUAAUAAUUGAUGAAGGUCAUCGCAUUAAGAAUGCGUCCUGUAAGCUCAAUGCAGACUUGAGGCAUUAUCAGAGCUCUCACCGCUUGCUCUUGACUGGAACACCUCUGCAGAACAAUCUUGAGGAGCUUUGGGCACUUCUUAAUUUCUUGUUACCUAAUAUUUUUAACUCAUCAGAGGAUUUCUCACAAUGGUUUAAUAAACCAUUUGAGAGUAACGGUGAUAGCAACCCUGAUGAAGCUUUACUUUCUGAGGAGGAGAAUCUUUUGAUUAUAAACCGUCUUCACCAAGUUCUUCGACCUUUUGUACUUCGAAGGCUGAAACAUAAGGUUGAGAAUGAGUUGCCUGAGAAAAUUGAAAGACUUGUAAGAUGCGAAGCUUCUGCUUAUCAAAAACUUUUAAUGAAAAGAGUGGAGGAGAAUCUUGGUUCAAUUGGAAAUUCAAAGGGUCGUUCUGUACAUAAUACUGUGAUGGAAUUGCGCAAUAUAUGCAAUCACCCAUACCUCAGUCAACUUCAUGCUGAAGAGGUUGAUACUUUAUUACCUAAACAUUAUUUGCCUACUAUUGUGAGACUUUGUGGAAAGCUUGAGAUGUUGGACCGCUUGCUACCCAAACUCAAGGCAACUGAUCAUCGGGUUCUACUUUUCUCCACAAUGACAAGAUUGCUUGAUGUUAUGGAGGAAUAUCUGGCUUGGAAACAUUAUAAGUACCUUCGCCUGGAUGGACACACUUCAGGACAUGAACGUGGAGCUCUCAUUGAUGAAUUCAAUCGUCCUGGUUCAGAAUGUUUUAUAUUUCUGCUAAGUAUUCGAGCUGGAGGAGUAGGAGUAAAUCUUCAAGCAGCUGAUACUGUUAUCAUAUUUGACACUGAUUGGAACCCUCAGGUUGACCUCCAAGCACAGGCAAGGGCCCAUAGGAUUGGCCAAAAGAAGGAUGUACUUGUUCUACGGUUAGAGACGGUUCGCACUGUAGAGGAACAAGUUAGAGCUGCAGCCGAGCACAAACUGGGUGUUGCUAAUCAGAGUAUAACCGCGGGCUUUUUCGACAAUAACACAAGUGCUGAGGAUCGAAGGGAAUAUUUGGAAUCUCUCCUUCGGGAGUGCAAAAAAGAAGAGGCAGCUCCUGUUUUAGAUGAUGAUGCUCUCAAUGAUCUCCUAGCCCGCAGUGAAUCUGAGAUCGAUGUUUUUGAAUCUAUUGAUAAACAAAGGCAUGAAGAAGAGAUGGCAGCAUGGCAGAGAUUGGUGCAGGGAAGUUCAACAGAAGGUCUGGAGGGGUUACCCAUGCCUUCUCGUCUUGUUACAGAUGAGGACCUGAAGCCUUUUUACAAAGCUAUGAUGAUAUAUGAAUCCUCAAAUGUUAAUGUAAAAAGAAAAGGUGAAUAUCUUGGGGGCCUUGACACACAGCAAUAUGGAAGGGGUAAACGGGCUCGUGAGGUCCGCUCUUAUGAAGAUCAGUGGACAGAAGAAGAAUUCGAAAAGCUUUGUCAGGUUGAUUCCCCAGAGUCACCCCAACCUACAGAAGUACCAAAAGAUCUGAGUGCGACAAAAGAUUCAAGUGGCCCUAAAGUGAGUUCUGUGGAGGUGCAAUCAUCUUCAUCAAAAAAUCCCUCGGCUACAUCCAAAGAGUCAUUGCAGCCAUGUAAGGAGGCACCACCUCCAGCAAAACGGGGAAGGGGUAGGCCAAAGAGAGCAGCUACAGAUGUCGCACCAUUCCCAGCUGCUUUGCCAACAAACAUUAUCAGCACACGGGAAAUGGGACCUCAGAGAGAAAAUCUUUCUGUUUCCUCUACAGCUACUGUUGUAGAUCCUGCUUCUACAAAGGAAACUACUGGGAAUACACAGCAUGAGGUUGGUGUAGGAACUUCUGCUUUUCUGCCAUCACCUGGACCUGCUGUCUCAGUUCAAGCCAAGGGUCGGAAGACUCAGAGUGGAGAAACACCUCGAGGGCGUGGCAGAAAACAGAAGUCCGUGUCUUCUGCUGCUGGUGCUCAAGCUAAUACAGUUACUGGACCUCUAAAGGGUAUUGAAGCAGCAAAUAAUAAAUCUGCAAUUUCUGCAUUUGCCCAAGAGAGUCCAGGUGUUGAUAAAAGUUCAGGAAUUAUGAAUGCUCCUCCUAUGGGUUACCAAGUUAACCCGAUUUCAAGAUUGCAGAAAGUUGUUGAUGUGACCUCUGGCAGAGCCUCCGCUUCAGCACAAGUGCCAGAGAAAUUUAAGAACAUUUUACCUGCUGUGGACAUGGGAGUAGGAAGAGGAAUUCCAGCCCAUGACAUCAAAGUAGCUUCUAUGGGAAUGAAAUGGACAACAAGUGCGGAUGAUAUGAGCUUGAUGCAGUCAAAUAUGCAUGAUAAUGUGAAAGGUGUUGUGGUGCAAGCUGGUCCAGGUCAAGUGGUUGUGCCAUUUGCAUCUGCUGUGCCUGUGUUUGCACAUGAUUUGAAAGAGAAGAGAAAUCAUAUGGGGACAGAUGUGGUAUUUACUGAUAAGCAUAAACCAGCUGAAAUACAAGAUGAAUCUUCUCUUCGAAGUAUCCAGAAAAUAACAUCUGGUUCUGAUGUUAAGUCAACUGAGAAGCAGAGCCCAACUGAGAAACUAGAUGAUUCUUCUCUUGCAAACACCCAGAAAGCAACGACUAGUGUUGAUGUUAAAUCUAGUCGGAACCAGAAGGCAAUUGAGAAACAAGAUGAUACUUCUAAUCAAAAUGUCCAGAAAAUGAUAACAAAUCCUAAUGUUAAAUCCAGGGAUAAGCAGAAAUUAGUUGAAAAGUCACAUGAUGCUUCACUUCAAAACGUCCUCAUAGUAGAACCUCAUAGUGAUGCCCUUGCUAGUCCUGUCAGUGGUGAAAGUGGUGACAAAGCCACCCUCAGUGCUCAGCCACAGUGCCUGACGCCUGUUGAAGUCAUCAAACACCACGAAAAUGUAAACCUUGACAUAGCGCCAGCUAUGAUGUCUGAGAGCAUGAAGCAUGGAGCAUGUCAAAGGCAAUGCUCUCCAGUCCCUAAUAUAACCCAAAGAGUAUUUGAGACCAAAGCUUCAGUUACAAGGAAAAAGGCCACUGCUCGUGAACCAAGAAAUAGAAGCAAUUCAACAACAGCAGCUUGCGAACGCCGUGCUCGACUUGCAGGAUUGAAGCAGGCAGAAGGGACAAAGAGAGUGGAGAGUAAGGGAAAAUCUGUAAAGGCGGUCACUGUGAGAGAGAAACAGGAGACUGACAACAUUAAAGCAUGUACAUUUGGCACCAUUUCUGGUUUGGAAGAGAAAUUGCCAAAGAUUCAGGUCCCUGUUACAGUUUCUACCCAGAUGGAAGUUUCAUCUGAAAAGUCAGGACCAUCCAAACAAUGUGACAGGCACUCUAAUAUUUCUGCAAUUGAAGAAAGAGCUGCCACGUUGAGUGGUACAACUCUUGCACCUGCCAAAUCAGAAACCAAAUUGGUCCAAGAUAAUGUGCUUGGUACAGAUGUUGAUCUUAAAAAAUCAUCAACCCCUGGUGUAAAUGAAAUUUUGCUAAACAUUAUCGGCUCAUCUUCAACCAACACAGAAGCAAGGGAUGUUACAGGUAAAACUUCUUUUGCACAGACGGGGCCUGAAUCAUCCACAGGAGGUGAGAACGGUGCCUCAUUACAUGAUCCUGUGGAAUCUACAUUGAAGAACAAUGUAGAUAUAAAACUUGAGUCGUGCAAGGGUAGAACUGCUGUAGACAUGGGGGAGUCUAUGAUUUUGUCUUCAGAACCAAAGGUUCUUGCAAUAGGCAAAACAGUUAAUCAACUAGCAAACUUACCCAGUGAGACUGCCUUACAGCAGCUGUGCACAGGAAAUACAUCUCAACCAUGCCAAGCAGAUGGCGGACCUGAGGUUCUCAAACCUAAUACUAAAGAAACUUCCUUGUUGGAAAGUGAACAUGUGAUCUCCACAGAAAUGUGCCCUGUGCAUCCAAGUAGCUCUGUCAUCCCACCUGGUGUUGAAUUUGCAGAGGAGAAAGAUGUGGAGGUUGGUGAAAGUCCAUCUGAUUUCAUCUCUGUGAACGUUGGUGAAUGUCCAUCUAACCUCAGUUCUGGAGUUGCCAAAGAGAAGGAAAAAAUUGUGGAGGUUGGUGAAGUCCCUCGUGUCUGUAAUCAAGUUGUGCGAGACAUUGCAGAUGCAAGGCAAAGUGACAAUGAAAAUCACCUUUCACAGAGUUGCACAGAAAUGGAAUGUUCCGUACGUCCUGAUUCUGAAGUUAAUACCUGUCUUUUGAAGCAUGAGCUUACUGUUGAUGAGGAAAAAGCAUCAAUGGAUCAAUCUUGUUUAGAAAGUCCGAAGAUGCAGGCUGGUGACGAACCUUCACUGCCUGUGAUAGCAGAUGUGGUUAAGGGUGAAGAACCAUCUCCAGAAGUGGCUGAAACAGACAUUGGAAGCAAGCCAACAUGUACGUCUAAAGAAAUCUUAACAGGGUCUAUCACACAUGAUGUCUGCCCAGCAAGCAUUUGUGCUACUGCUGCAUUAAAUGAUAACAUUAGCCAUAGUGAGUCAAUAACGACAGAACACCCUUUCUCUGCCUCUAUUGCAAGUAAUGUUGCGUGCAAUGAUGAGCAAGCAUCUGAAGCUAGGGUUACUGCUGAAUUUCCAAUUGGUGAGCCAACUGAAUGUGAUCCUUCUGCAGGUAUUCCAGUUGAUCAAUCCAUGACAGGAAUGAAACAAGAUAGCUCUGCCAGCAAGUAUGGUUCUACAAAGGAAGCUGUUUCUCUGGCUGAAAUUAGCAAUCAUCCCAUAUCGAAUUGUCAUUCAUCGGCAACUGCUCUACCAGAGACUAGCAUAUGCAGGGCAACUGAAUGUGCACUGGACAAGCAAGAAAACAAAUGUGGUGUUAGUGAAGUGGCUGAAACAGGAUCUGUUGCUACAUAUCAAAAAUCUGAUCCUAUUCGGAAUGCUAACGACAUUGAAUGCACUGCAAUCGAAUUGUCAGAUAACAAAUGUGGUGUUAGUGAAGUGGUUGAAACAGAAUCUGUUGCUACAUAUCAAAAAUCUGAGCAUAUUCAGAAUGCUAGCGACAUUGCAGCAUGCACUGCGGUCAAAUUGUCAGAUGUUUUACAUGUUUCAGGACAGACCCAUCAACUGGAUCAGCAAGUCGACUUGCCUGCUAAUAUUAUUCAAACAUAUAAUUCUUGUGAAACUUCCAUUGCUAAAGAGACAGUAGAUUGUUGUACUGGAUCAAAUGGUGGUAAUGUUUCAAAUUUGCCUAGUGGAACAUUGGAGAGAGAUGGCGAGCCUACCAACAAGAGCUGUAGUGACGAUCCAAUGGCUGAGGGUCCGCGUAAAGAGAUCUCUGGUUACCGAAAUGAGGACCCUGAUAGUAAAAAUAGUGGUCCUGCGGAACUGAAUUGUUCUAAAAGCCAAACUCCAGGUGCAGCUCCCACGGAAAUCCAUGAUUGAAAAGAGACCAUAUGUGGACAGAGCAGUAGAACUUAACACAGAAUAUGAGAAAGCAAUGGAGAAAUUAGAUGAAGAAAAUGAGAAGUAUGUGGAGCCAUUCUCUUCCUUUUAAUGAUGCGCAGCUCUUUUGCUAGAGUAAGUACAUUUCUACUUGUUUCCUAGGGGGAAGGAAAAAGAACAAAAAGAGGAGUCUGAAAAAGAAGAAGAUUGAGGGGCAGAGGAUUUUGAUGUUGGAAUGGUCUUGGUGAGAGUAUUUGUUUUCUACCUGUAAAUUUGGAUGUAUUUUGUUGAUUGGACACAAGGGCUUUGUCCCUGUGAAAUAGUUGGUUACCUUUCAGUAAGCAAAUGUGGAAGCUAUUUUAAGUUGUUAGCCUUUCACUUAGAUGGUAUUUGAUGAUAGUAUCUCACUUGUUAUAUGGCAUGCCAGCUUUUUUCCAACC